Formica exsecta is the source of this 910-nucleotide messenger RNA. Its product is annotated as cytochrome P450 6k1-like. The record is from RefSeq and is a predicted model, not a curated record. Gene Ontology annotation, molecular function: oxidoreductase activity, acting on paired donors, with incorporation or reduction of molecular oxygen; monooxygenase activity; iron ion binding. The coding region runs from base 41 to 910 and encodes 289 amino acids. NCBI's taxonomy places the organism in Eukaryota, Metazoa, Arthropoda, Insecta, Hymenoptera, Formicidae. The transcript has 2 exons.
AAACAUCGUUCGAGAAUAAUUGAUCGGCAGCUGCAAGACAAUGGAAUCUUUUGAAAUACUGUGCGGUAUUACUGCCGUACUUCUCGUUGUUUAUUAUUAUUUUACAUCGACCUUCGAUUUUUGGCAGUCACGUGGCAUUCGCGGUCCACAAUCGAUACCGGUUUUUGGUAAUUUUAAAGAUGUUAUACUUAAUAAAAAAGCCGCAGGUGAUUAUUUAAUGGAAAUAUACAACAAGUACAAAGAUGAAUCUAUAAUUGGAAUAUUCGUUACGAAGAUACCUGUUCUUAUUGUAAAAGAUCCAGAAUUCAUUAAGGAUAUUCUUAUCAAAGAUUUUACCAAGUUUGCCGACAGAGGAGUUUCUAUUAGUGAAAAAGUUGACCCACUGUCGCAACAUUUUUUCGUUCUGGAGCUUAAAAGAUGGCGACCUUUAAGAAUAAAGCUGUCGCCCGUUUUUACAUCCGGUAAACUAAAGGAGAUGUUCUCUUUAAUAUCGGAAUGCGCUGAGGGUCUUGAACAAUACAUAGAAAAACUAGUGAACAAAAACGAGCCUAUAGAAUGUCGCGAAUUGACGGCUAAGUAUACGACCGAUGUAACCGAUACUUGCGUCUUCGGCAUCGAGAUGAACGCUCUAUCGGACGAAAACAGCAAAUUUCGCAGAAUGGGAAGAAUGUUCUUUACGCCAACCUGGAAAAAUACUCUGCGAAUGAGAUUGAGACAAUGCCAUGGCUCUAUGAAAUGGCUCUAUGAAAUGCUCAAUUAUAUUGUAACACAAACGGAGAUCAACAAAUUUUUCACACUCGUCAUCGUAGAAACCAUGAAUUAUAGAGAAACAAAUAAUGUCAUUAAUGAAUUUAUUCUUAUCACAUGUUUUGUACUAUAUGAUUUAAAAAGAGUUCUAAUUUUAGAUUAA